Messenger RNA from Drosophila eugracilis, 1868 nucleotides. RefSeq lists its product as uncharacterized. The transcript has 4 exons. The record is from RefSeq and is a predicted model, not a curated record. Lineage: Eukaryota; Metazoa; Arthropoda; Insecta; Diptera; Drosophilidae. Bases 1 to 1695 code for a protein of 564 amino acids.
AUGAACGUGACUAGUCUGCUGAAUUUUGAGUCGAUGAAGUACAUCGGCGCUCAGACGCAGGCGGCGUCCAUAAAUCAUCACGUGGCCCAGGCUCUUCGGGUCUUCAUUGAGGAUUUUUACCAGCGAAUCGCCCCCGCCUUCAUUGUGGUCCUCUCCUGUCGGCGACCCAGUCCGAUGAAUUUCUACCGCAAUAUCAUGCAGCUGCUCUACGAGAGCGUGGAUACAAUGAUCAUCCAGUUGGUCCUGAUCGAGCUUAAUCGUCCUCGACGAAUCGAGGGACCAAGAACCCACAAUCUGCUGCUAGUGGACUCUCUGGAUGCGCUGCUGGACAUUGAAAUCCACACAUACACUGCGGAGUCAGACGGCAGCGAGUACUACUUCAUUUUCCUACAACAGAGGGACGCACUGAUUCCACAUGAUAUGCAGGGCGUGUUUGCGUACUGCUGGCGCCACCAGUUGAUUAACUGCAACGUCAUGACACAGAGUUCCGGUGGUCAGGUGCUCCUCCACACCUAUUUCCCUUAUGCGCCCGGCCAUUGCAACGACUCGCAUCCUACUCAGAUCAAUCAGUUCCUGGGUAAAUCCUGGCAACAUCAAGAUUACUUUCCCUCCAAGUUACACAAUCUCAAUGGGUGUCCUUUGCUGGUUUUAGCAAGGAGACUAGCUCCGUUUUUCGAAAUGGAUGAAAGUCAUCGGGAACUCCGAGGACUGGAAGGGCGCUUGUUGCAGGAAUUAUCCCACAGGAUGAACUUUAGCAUUCAGUUUACGGGAUUGCAGGAUCAGCGAAAGAAUCGCACAAUAUGGUCCGAAAAGCAACUGCUCCAGAAGUUGGUCCACGGACGUAUUGCCCACCUAGCGAUUGGUUAUGUGAGGAAGCGCAUCCAGUACUCGUCGAACCUAACUCCUGUAUUUCCCCACUACUCGAACCGGCUGGUGGGUUGUCUCCUACUUAACGCACACAAUCUGACCAGCAUGGAGAUAUGGUCGUUUCCCUUCCAGGCACUCACUUGGAUUUGCCUGUUGAUCUUCGCAAGUUGGCUAUUUUUUGGUCUGAUCGUUAGGUCCAUGUAUUCGGCUUUGCUGUUCCUUAUCCUGCGCUAUCAUCUACAUCAGCGAUUACCCGAAAGCCUACAAGAUCUGACCAAUGGUGGCUAUGCGGCAGUGAUGAGUCGGGCCACAUUGCAAGAUUUGAGGGAAGUGCCUAGUCUACACGAGAUUCUGGAAAUAAAAACCAUGAUUGUUAGCUCGGAAAGAGAGGAUGAAGUUCUCCGCCAGUUGGACCGAUGUUCCCUGCGAGAUGGAGCUGGCUCACAUCCUUUAUUCUUUGGACUACUGUCCGAGAAUGCAUUGCUUUAUUUAACCCAACGAGGCCAUCGAGCAGGAGCGUAUCACAUUAUACCCCAACACGUUUUAGAGCAACAGCUUGCCAUUUAUCUACAGAAGCACUCGCAUCUGGUGGGUCAUCUGGACCGCCUAGUCAUGUCCAUUCGAUCUGUGGGCCUGCUGCAUCACUGGGCUGGUCAGAUGGCCAGCGAGCGGUAUUUCCGUAGCCGAUUUCUCUACCGGGAGAAGCACAUCCAGUUGCCUGAUCUUUGGGCAAUAUAUCUACUAGCCGCAGGACUAUAUUUUCUUUCGUUGGUCGUCUUUAUCUGUGAACUGCUGGCCGCCAGACUUGCUGGAAAUACCGGAGUCUAAAUUAUAAUAACUAUUCAAAAUAUUUUAAAAAUAAAUUCCACUAAAAUACAAUUGAAAAGAACAAUCGAAAAUGUUUACUUAUUUAAGGGAAAUUAACAAACGGGUUUUAUAAAACUUAUAAUAAAACACAACUACAGAAACUUAGGGACUUGCAGUUUUUGGUUAAAAAAAAA